Molecule: messenger RNA, 2161 nt
Organism: Zea mays
Lineage: Eukaryota; Viridiplantae; Streptophyta; Magnoliopsida; Poales; Poaceae
Product: probable WRKY transcription factor 53
Exons: 3
Coding region: 592-1782 (396 amino acids)
Biological process (GO): regulation of DNA-templated transcription
Cellular component (GO): nucleus
Molecular function (GO): transcription cis-regulatory region binding; DNA-binding transcription factor activity
Source: RefSeq, a predicted model, not a curated record
CUGCUAGCAUCCUUCUCCGGGAACAAGCAUUGCAUGCCACCACAUUCCUCUCGUCUUCUCCGCCGUUGCUCUCUCUCUCUCUCUCUCCUACUCGCUCGUCCUGCAUAUAUACCUGCCCCACUGCAAGCUUUCGUGAUCAUCGGCUCAUUGCAUCGUUCGUUGCCGCCAUUCUCUUGGCCGAGAAGCCACCUGUUCGUGUAUAUAUCCUUCUGCUGUGUUCAUGUCAUGGACACUCGAGGUCACCUCGUGUUUUCUCAUGCGUUCGUCCUCUGAACUUCACGGUCCUCCCUCCCGUUGCUCCUCCCUGCUAUAGCGGUACCGUAUAUAUAGCCUCGCCCUUUCAGAUCGGCCACUGUCGUGCCGUCGCCGCCGUCGCAUCCGUCCAGUUUUCCUCUGCAUCCCCAUCACCAACUCGUCCCAGCUUGCUGCUGAAAUACCGCUCGUACAGACCGAUCAACACCCAGGGUGUUAAAUCCUCCAAGAAUAAUCAACCACAGUACGUGUCCACAGAGCACUCGUCGCUGAGUGGUCGGUCGGUCGAUCGAACCAGUUAGUAGCUCUAGGCGGCAAGCAAGCAAGAGCUAGCCAGCCAUGCAAGACGGCGCGGGAGCGGAAGAAGGGGGCAUCCAGACGCUCCUGGCGCUGCUCGCCGACGGCGAGGAGCAGGCGCGCCAGCUCGGGGAGAUGGUGGCCGCCGAAGACGACGGGCCGUGGUCGUCGUCCCGACGAGCGGCGGCGGAGCACUACAGGGGCGCGGCGCGGCGGCUGCAGCGCACGCUCGGGCGGGCGGCGGCCGUCGCUAGGGCCUUCGAGGCCGCCGCGCCGGGGUCGUCGCGGGGCACCGACCGCUCCGACGACUCGCCGCGGUCGGCGGACGAGAGCUCGGGCCGGACGGUCGCUGUCGACGCGCAGGCGCAGGAGCGCCAAAGCACCAUGUGCAAGAGGAGAAAAGGUCUGCCAAGAUGGACCGCGAAGUUCCGAGUGCCAGAAACAAGCUUGGAGGCCACCCCGGACGACGGCUUCAGCUGGCGGAAGUACGGCCAGAAGGACAUUCUCGGCGCCAAGUUUCCCAGGGGCUACUACCGGUGCACGUACCGCGCCGCGCAGGCGUGCGCCGCCACGAAGCAGGUGCAGCGAUCCGACGCCGACUUGUGCGUCUUCGACGUCACGUACCAGGGCGAGCACACCUGCCACCAGAAGCCGCGGCGCGCCACCGCGGCCUUGUCCGCGCCCGGCGGGAGGAGCCAGACACCGCCGCCGCCGCCAACGCCGCCUGCACUACCGCUGGAGCAGCAGGACCCGGGCAUGCGGCUGCUGGGGAUGGGAUUCAGGCGCGUCCUCAGGGUAGAGACGGCGGGGCUGGCGCUCCACGACGACCCCGACGACCGCGGCCCCGCCUCCGCACCCGCCGCGCCCUUCUCCUUCCCCUCCGUGCCGCCGCCUCUCCUCCACGCCGGCGAGGCGGCGACGACGACGGACAGCAUCCCCGUGGCAGCGGCCUUCUCGCCGCCCGCGUCGAGCUACGGCUUCUCCGCGCCGUCGUACGACUGCGCUCCCGCGACCUGCUACGGCGACGUCUACGACUACGACUACGAGGCUCCUCAGGGGGCGCGCAUGCGCGGGGCGGAGUCGUCGGAGCUCGGCGAGGUCGUCUCCAGGGCGAUGGUCGCCGCCCCCGCCUCGUUCGACUACUCGUCGUCGCUCUUCCACCACCAAGCCGAGCUCGACCCGCACCUGCCGUUUCCACCGUUUGGCGGGCCGCCCCAUGACCCAUACCAGUAGGCAUGGGCGCUGAAAUGAUCGACGAUUUCGCUUGGGUUUCUCUUGCCUUCGUUGCCUUUGCCACCUGCCCACCUUAACACGCCAGGCAGUAGUACCUGCUCUACCCGAUCCUGAACACCCGCUGUCACUUUUAUCCUGGUUUAUUAACUGAAUACUCUCUCUCUAGUUUAAAUUAUAACUUUAUAAGAUAUUUUAGCCUUUUACUACAUUAAUUUUACUGUGGGUGUAGGUACAUCGAAGUACAUAACAUAAUUUAUGUAUCUAAAAAAGUCAUCUUAUAAUUUGGAAUGGAGAGGGUAAUAGUUACUUUGAGCUUUGUAGUUGUUGUAAUGUAAGAACAUUGUUUUUGCUUAUAUAAGUAUAUCACCUAGGUUUCUCA